AUGUCACAAAACAACCACUCGUCAGGCCCUCCGUCAGUGAUUAAUGCCGGUCUGUUUAAGACCGGAUCGGCGUCGAUGGCAGAGGCAUAUAAGAUUCUGGGACUACGGCCGCAUCACGGCCUCGAUAUCACGGACGUGCCCGAGCACUGGGCGCAGCUCGAGCGAGCGGCGGAGGCAAAAUGGCCAGACAUCCCCGGAGCGCGACCGCAUAAGGCCUUCACGCGCUCUGACUGGGACAAAGUCUUCGGCGAGUACGACGCUAUCACGGACUUAGGGGCCCCCUUUGCCGAGGAGCUGGCGGCGGCGUAUCCAGAUGCCAAGGUUGUGGUGGUACAGCGUGACGCGGACAAGUGGUUCAAGAGUUUCGACCAGCAGACGGUGACGCCGACCUGGGGCGCCCGCGCUAGUUUCAACCACUAUGUCGUGUUUCCUAUCCUGCGCUUCCGCGGAGUAUAUACCAUCCGUAAGAUUCUCUACGGGCAAUGGCGAGCGAAGACGCCUGACGACAUACGAAAAAAUGCAAAGCGUGAGUACGAGGCCUACUACGCUCGCUUACGCGAAGUGAUACCGCCGGAACGGAGGCUUGAGUAUAAGAUAGGGGAUGGUUGGGUUCCUCUUUGCCAAUUUCUGGGGAAGGAAGUGCCGAACGUGGAUUUCCCUUGGGUCAAUGAAUCUGCAGCACACUCGGCUAGGUUCUUCUUCGCGCAAUCCAAUCAUGAGGGAUUUGGAUAUUUCUCUUCUCAGCAAAACAACUCGAGUUAG
Molecule: messenger RNA, 762 nt
Organism: Truncatella angustata
Lineage: Eukaryota; Fungi; Ascomycota; Sordariomycetes; Amphisphaeriales; Sporocadaceae
Exons: 2
Coding region: 1-762 (253 amino acids)
Source: RefSeq, a predicted model, not a curated record